AUGUCGCUGUUCAAAUCGGUCCGAACCAUUGGACAAUCGCAAACAGAAAUUAAAGUUAGAAAGGCUACGGAUGAUGAUGAGUCGAGUGGAGCCACGGGAACGCUGAUGAGCGAGCUGUCUGUGCUCACAUACAGCCCCAAAACGCUGCGAGAGAUAACGCAAGUGAUUCGCAAGAGGCUCAAUGGCAACUAUCGCAAAAGCUCGCACAAGAACGCGGUGCACAUGUUGAAGACGCUGACAUUGAUAUCAUAUCUGGUGAACAAUGGCUCUAACGAGUUUGUCGCGUGGAUCCGCGCUUACGCUUACUUGGUCGACACCCUUAAGGAGUUCGACGUGAGCGACCGCGGCGACGCGCAAAUGGCGGAGCAGAUUCGGAUACUGUCGGCAAAAUUGAGCACCAUAUUACGAGACGACGAACUUCUCAAGCAGCGGCGCAAUGAUCUUACGCAAUUCCGGUCCAGUAUUUCCACCCCGGGCAGAAAAUCCACUGAUAAUAGCCAUUUGAAAGUACAGCAUCCCAACAAGCUCCCACAACGUGAGGCAAUCCGUGGAACUCGAAGUCUCGAAAUUAGUCGUACCCCAAGGUAUGGCGUUGACCACCAGGCAUUACCGCUAACUCUAGACCCCUUGGCGGAGGAAGAGAGCGUAGAUAAGGAAAAUAAUGAUGCGGUGUUUUUCCACCCUCGUGACGAGAAUGGGGAAUUCAGACGAAGAGGCGUUACACGAUUCCAUGCCAAUAAUCCGUUUGCAUAA
Messenger RNA from Lachancea fermentati, 753 nucleotides. NCBI's taxonomy places the organism in Eukaryota, Fungi, Ascomycota, Saccharomycetes, Saccharomycetales, Saccharomycetaceae. The record is from the annotation of a GenBank genome assembly.